UUCACAUGCACAGAAAGAGUAGGACUGAGAGAGAGUGAGAGUGUGAGAGAGAGAGAGAGAGAGAGAGGAGGGAAUGUGAUACAAAAGAAAAAGGAGUGAAAGGUAACGCACUUUCACAGUCUGGAUUUUGAACUGCUUACUGCAGAGUGUGUGUUCAUGGUUAAGUGAGAUCUAGCAAGUGGAUGAAUUGCAGGACAGCAAGACUUGAAAGCAGUCUGAGAAGAGAGGGGGAGAGGGAGAGGAAGCGAGAGAGAAAAAGAGAGAGAGAGAGAAAGAGAAAGGGUGGAAGCUGCCAAGAGCAGUGAAAAAGCACAAGGCCACGAAAGGAAUCUCUCUUCAUCAUGGGCAAGUCAGCCUCAAAGACGUUCAACGAGGAGGUGCUGAAGUCUCACAACGAGUACAGAAAGAAGCAUCAAGCGCCGCCAAUGAAGCUCAGCAAAAAACUUUGCAGAGAGGCGGUGAGAUAUUCAGAGAGUUUGGCUAGCACCAGGAUUUUAAAGCACAGUGUUGAAUCCAGUAGAGGAAACUGUGGGGAAAAUCUGGCCUGGGCAUCUUAUGAUCAAACCGGAAAGGAUGUGUCUGAUCGCUGGUAUAAUGAAGUGAACCAGUACAACUUUAACCAGCCUGGAUUCUCCUCAGGAACUGGUCACUUCACUGCGAUGGUGUGGAAGAGCUCAAAGAAGCUGGGUGUCGGUAAAGCCGUUGCAUCCGAUGGCUCCACGUUUGUGGUGGCUCGCUACUUUCCUGCUGGGAAUAUCACUAAUCAGGGCCACUUUCAGGCUAAUGUCUUGCCUCCUAAGAGCUGAUCCUGACAUGAAUGUGGAGCUAGAGGUCCAUGGAUUGUUAGGGCAGAUUGAACACUGGUCUGAAAGCAGUGCAUUGAAGCCUUACAGGGCUUUUUUUUUUCUUUUUUUUUUAAACACACUGAUGCCUUACAGUUUAGUUGGCCUUAGAAUGUUACAUUUAUUUUUAAUACUAAGCUUAGUCCAUGUUAAACCUGAAAAUUGGAACAUCUUUACAGUAUUGUAAGAUCAUUCAGCUAAUAUAAGUGCCUAUGUAUUUUUAGACAUGUAAUUUCAGAUAAAUAAUCCCCUAGUGCUCAUACACAAACACACAGUCUCCUGUAUUAUAGUUAAAGGUGAAAUUCAAGGGUAAGCUCUAGAAAUGUCCACAUAAAUGGUUCAUGGUGUUUCAGUUUAACGCUGAAGCACUGAACAUAAGCCUAUGGCAUGUUUUCAAAUGUUUCUCCUUUCCAUUAAAGAAAAAAGCUAGUGUUUUGUCUGUAUUUUUUCACGGUUGUUGUUUGAAUGACCGACAGCACUAAACAUUUAAACAUGUCUGUGUGAGUUUGUCUUUCAGUUUUACAUUUCAUUCAUAACACAGCAAUGGGAGUUUUUUAUAUCUGUUGUUACUUAGAAGACGGAAAUUUAAAAAACACUAGUCUUUGGCUAGUCUAACCAUACAGUUGUGUUUUUUUUUCAAUUCACAAAUCUUUCAUUCUGUAUACUUCACAACAAAACACUUUGAACUGUACACAUUAUAACUUUUUGGACCACAUGGCAGCGAUAGACUUGACUUUAAUCUAAUACUUUGUUCUCUGUUUCUUCAACAACUGGUCUAGUAUUACGAACACUAUCUGCCAAAUGCCGUAAAUGUAAUAAAUGAAUAAACCAUAUCUUUUAUACA
Molecule: messenger RNA, 1686 nt
Organism: Silurus meridionalis
Lineage: Eukaryota; Metazoa; Chordata; Actinopteri; Siluriformes; Siluridae
Gene: glipr2l
Product: GLI pathogenesis-related 2, like
Exons: 5
Coding region: 342-806 (154 amino acids)
Cellular component (GO): extracellular region
Source: RefSeq, a predicted model, not a curated record